This is a messenger RNA of Aspergillus versicolor CBS 583.65, 1730 nucleotides long. RefSeq lists its product as uncharacterized. Bases 410 to 1516 code for a protein of 368 amino acids. The record is from RefSeq and is a predicted model, not a curated record. NCBI's taxonomy places the organism in Eukaryota, Fungi, Ascomycota, Eurotiomycetes, Eurotiales, Aspergillaceae. The transcript has a single exon.
CAUGAGGCUCUUGUAGGGCUGGGUUAGCGUUGCAGUAGCUCGGCCCGCUUUUGUAUAGAGCCAGACUUAGCCCUAAGUUCAUCAGGACGCAUUGGGGACGAGUUGUUGGCGUUCUCCGUACUCUUUUGCGGCCCAUGGCGACGGUUGUCAAGAUCUUAGAAGUGUUCCUUCUUCUCUUGAUAUCAACUCACUGUCGUGACUGCUUCAACAGCGCUCACAACAACGCCACCGUGCCCUAUAUAACCCCCCGUUUCGCUCGUCCUCUUCCUCUUCUUCUUUUUUCCCCUCUUCACACCACAUGGUUGUUUCGAUUGCUAGUACCGUGCCUUAGCCCACGCUGCGUUUUAUCGUUCCCAUCUUGGUGUUUACCUUUUUUUUUCUCCCUUCCGUUUCGUUUUUGCCAGUUCCGAUGUCUCGACUCCGAACUGGUCGUCUUCCCCAGUUAGAUCCGCUUCCAGUCGUUGCGCGUCUCAAGACACAACCCGUCUCUCGUUUAUCUUUUCAACCCCGUGUCUCGACCCGCGCCAACCCCGGACCUACUGCCCGCUCUUUUUCGGCGUCCCGGCCUAUCCGGGACAACAUUCGUUCUUUUGAGUCGUCACGCCUUGGCUCUCGACUCCCAGUCAGAUCCCCAAGUCCAACUCAACCACCUUCUUUUGAACGACCAACUCAAAUUCCUUCUUUUCGACGUCACGCCAUCAUCGAGGAAAGGCGCGUGGCCCGACAGAACCGGCCUAGACCUUGGGCUACUGAGAGGUCUACUCAGCCAUCCCGGUUGCACCUGUCGUCCCGCAACCCUGCCCCCUCGACGAACCCGACAAUCCCUACCAACAAGAAGUUGUCCGCGCGAGUUGGCAACGUUCGAGCUAAGCCCGAGACUUCGGUCAACGGCGGACGUGAGAACAAGCCAGUCAAACGCGUCCACUUCGGGGAGACUACCGUCAUCCCAGUCACUCGUUGGAUUGAUCAGGCCAUCGACGUUCACACCCCUCCUAGACUUAGGAAAAUGAGAUACUUACAGGCGAAAGAAGAAGCCCUUGCCGCCCAGGAGAGAUACCUGGCCGCCAAACGCGCUGCCGGCCGCACAACCCGGCAAGUCAAAAAUGCUCGAGCUAAGCCCUCGGCUCCGGCCAAGAGUGAACGCAAGAGCAAACCGACAAAAUCCGUUCGUUUUGGAGAGACCACCGUUGUCUCAGUCCCUCGUUGGAUCGAUCGCCGUAAGCACAUCUAUCCCGCCCCCAUUUCCGCCAUGGGAACCCUUCAGGGUUGGUCAGUCACUCCUUUGACGAAGCCCGAUGAGGAUGGUGAAGAGGAGAAGUAUACCACGUACUGGGGUUCCGAUUCGUACACUGGUAUCUCCGAUCACAUCUCUCAACCCUGCAACCGACAAGACUGUGCCUGGAACGCCCUGGCUUGCCUCCAGGCUAGGCACCCCGACUGGACCCCUCCGGAGGUCUUCAGGUGUUGGCUUCACAAGAGAGAGUCCGUCCGGAAGAAGGGUGUGUUUAUGCUUUGAGCAUAGUCGACACACGCCUUUUUCUUCACUUUCGUUAACCGCUCUCGCCACAUUCAUUUUGUAUCCCACUGACCCAGACAUUCUUUGUAUACCCCUUCCUCCCUCACACCCUUGUGGUGGAUAACUGAACUUCUCUCCCCCCCUCCACUCGUUUCGAUAUCCGCUUAUCCCCUUCCACUCAUUUGUUUUUCUUUUUUCUUUUUUCUUUUUCUUU